UUUGCGACAGAAUGAAGGCGAUAAGUAUUAUCCUAUUGUGUGCCGUGCUCGCCGUGAUGGCUUCCUUAGUUGUCUGUAAGCCCGCAGAUAACGCUCCCACCGUAUCCGUGCUGCGGUAUCGUAAUGACCAGGAUCUGGAGGCCAUUCAGCAAGCUAUCAUUGCGCAGUACAACCAGAUCGGAGGAACCACUCAAGUGCACGCUCCGCUCAAGGCUAACGUUAUAAACCCAUCAAAUUUUAGAGUCAACUUGUAAUGCGCCUGCUGGAAAUAAAUGUUAUAAAUUUUGUGUGUUUUAAAACAUUUAAA
Molecule: messenger RNA, 307 nt
Organism: Drosophila kikkawai
Lineage: Eukaryota; Metazoa; Arthropoda; Insecta; Diptera; Drosophilidae
Source: RefSeq, a predicted model, not a curated record